AUGACUAAUUUUAGAGAAGCUCCUCCUCCCAAAAUGGACCAAUACACCUAUAGCGAUUUUCUACGCGAUCACGGUGCUGUCCUCAUCUCCAUGCGGGUUCCUGAGCUUUACUGGCCCUCAGUGCACAUCAAACUACAGAAUAAGAUUUUUGACGCUCCAACGAAGUUCGAACUUGGCAUGCUUAAUUACACCAGUGAGACCACACAUGAAGUGGUCGAAAGGGAACUCUUUGUCUCUGUCAAAGUGGACGAGGUUCGAGCCUCCGAUUCGGAGAGCGUCUUUCUCGUCGAUCAUGCGUGGACGUUUGAACUGCCAGAUGUACGGAGUACUCUGGAGUCGAACGCUACUCUGCUGCAGAGAAUGAAGACAAUGAUGUGCAUCGAGAUAGAGGAUGAAAGUGAAGUAGUUGAAGCAGUUAUGCGAAAGCUAUGGAAAUUUUGUCGCCUCUACCAACUUUCGCAGCCACUAGACAAAGAUGAAGAGGAGAGCAUGAUCAAAAGGAAUGUCUGGUACAUUCUCGAUGAAUUUGGCUCCAGCCUAAAGCAGUCCACUACUCCUAACGUUUGUGUCGCUUCGCUACUUUACGUCCCCGAACAGCUCUGCUACUCUCUGUUUUGGCCCAUCGAAGAUUUGCACAAGGAAGACACUCUCUACGUUGACUGGUUGUCUGUUGUGACUGAUGAGGAAAAAAAAUCCCUUCUCCUCAUUCCCUGGGAGGGUGGAGACUUUUCGGAUAGGUUUUCUGCUCAUACCUUCGUCUUAACGGAAAAGUUCUUCACUAGUCACAAAAUUGCUGAAACCCUCCCUGAUCCCAACGCAAAGUUAGUGGAUUCUGUAACAGCACCCCAAUUGGUCUACACGGAUCUUGAGUUGGUUUCUAAGUCGUUGACUAGUCCUAACUACAAGAUCACUGCGGAUCGUGAUCAAGCCGGGAUUGUCUGGGUUCGCAAACACAUUCGCGAUUAUGCGUGGUUGUCCCAAAAGCAAAGCCACGUGUGGUUGAACCAGUUUCCCAACGAGUCCGUCCUCACUGUGAAGGAUAUGCUAGCCGCCCUCGCUGCUUCCGAGCGUGCCAUCGAAAUCAGCGGCCCCGGUGACGCAUUUGACCUCGAGGAGGAGGACGAAGCGGAUGCGGAGAAUCCCCGUGGUGACGCUGACCGCCCCAAGCGGGCUCUUACCUCCGCCUGGUAUCCCGUAACCUUUAACCUCUUCUACGAGUUAGCACAGUUUGUGGGUUUCUUCCAGCGUAAAUCCGAGGAGAUUUCAGAUGCAGAAGAAGAGAAGAAAGCAGAAAGGAAUGAUACAAAAAAUGACUUGUUACAAUGUCCCCAUGCCGACGUGUGUCUCCGUUGUGACAGGCAAGGUCGACAUGUGUCUGUUACCAUCGGCUGUGAGUCAAAAAAACGCAAUAUUUGGAUCGUGAAACCCUGGAACCUGGGUCGUGGUUUGGGCAUCUGCAUUUCCGAGAACCUAGAUCAAAUUCUCCGACUCAAUGAAUGUGGCCCAAUGAUUGCUAGUCGAUAUAUCACUGAUCCUGUGCUCUUCUACCGGAAGGACAUCUCCAGUUGGGUGAAAUUCGAUUUGCGCUAUGUCGUCUUCCUCAUAUCCACCCAGCCCCUCCGGCUCUACACUCACAAGGUCUUUUGGUUGCGCUUCGCCAAUAAGCACGAAAUUAAUGACUACUAUGCGGUGCCCGGGAUCUACCCUGGAAGUGUAUUUGUUGUAAACAUGCAGCAGGACUGCAUGUUCUACAGCACAGGUUACGUGAACGGAGCCCCGUACUACUGUCGUGGAGGCCGAUUGGUGGGUGCUGAAAUGGUCCAAGUAAUCUGCCACUCCUCCUGUCGUCUUCACUGUCUCCGACUAACGCAAUUUUCACUGGACCAUUUCGACGACUACACGAAGCAUUUUACCGUAAUGAACUAUCGCGAAGCUGAUGAGCUUUUGCAUAUCCACCACACUGACUUCAUUCAGGCCUUUGAGAAGCAGUAUCCCAACCUGCGGUGGAAGGACAUUGAGAGAGGUUUGGGCGCCUAUGGCAAGUCACGCGCUAUGUACGCGGUGGAUUUGCUUCUGGAGUGGCGGCAACGGCAGCAAGAGACCUCCUCCUGCGGCUUUCAUAUGGAACCGCAGAUCUGUGAAGUAAACUUCACCCCCGACUGCACGCGAGCCUGCCACUACUAUCCCAACUUCUACAACGAGGUCUUUGAUUUCCUCUUUCUGGGUCGCGAGUCUGAGGACAUUGUGCAACUCCUGCGGUACAGAAUUUGGGGCCGUGGUAGACGUACUCAGCUAGUUCUGUUUGCGUGGUGGCUUAUGGACGUCGAUGAACGAACUGUUAGGGGUUCCGCUGUUUGGCAUAAGAAACAAGGCACUUUGUGUAGCAGUCCGAAACUGAAGUCUUUGAAAAGUUGUUGUAAGUGCGUUGUCUCUGAUCGACCGUGCCAGCAUUCCCUCUCCACUUGGCCAUUUCUCCUGAACUUCAACGAAAUUCCACGACCUGCGUAUCCCAUGCCUGUUCGGCCAACUCUUAAUGCAUUCUCAACGAACCAGGCUGUUUCAAUUGCAUGUUUAAUGCUAACCACUGGGGGCCAUCUUUCCUACCGCCACCUUUUUCAUCACCACAACCUUCGGAGUGGUCCUCCUCUGUGGUUUACUGCUUUUCUAUUGAUUCUCUGCGCGUUGGGCCGUUGUCUACCAAGCUCCUCCUUUGGAGAAGGCCUAACUUUUGAAAUGGCGUUAGUCGUAGUGUGA
Molecule: messenger RNA, 2754 nt
Organism: Echinococcus granulosus
Lineage: Eukaryota; Metazoa; Platyhelminthes; Cestoda; Cyclophyllidea; Taeniidae
Product: Tubulin--tyrosine ligase-like protein
Exons: 19
Coding region: 1-2754 (917 amino acids)
Biological process (GO): protein modification process
Source: RefSeq, a predicted model, not a curated record